Molecule: messenger RNA, 2145 nt
Organism: Danaus chrysippus (African queen)
Lineage: Eukaryota; Metazoa; Arthropoda; Insecta; Lepidoptera; Nymphalidae
Source: the annotation of a GenBank genome assembly
AUGUGGCGGUUAGCUGCUAUAUUUGUUCUCUUUAACAUUGUUCUAUGCGAUGAAAAAAUUACCAAAGUGGUAGAAUUAGAUUAUGGGACAGUGAGUGCAGAGAAGUAUUGGGAUGGAGAUUUUUACACGUUUUAUGGAAUACCGUAUGCGUCUAUACCAACCGGUCGUGACAGAUUUAAGGGACCUCUACCACCAAAACCAUGGGAAGGAGUGCUCGACGCAAAUAGAAGAUCAACUAUUUGUCAUCAAUGCUACUUUACUGGAGGUUCAGAAGAAGCACUUUUAGACGGCGAUGAUGAUUGCCUACUCAUGAAUAUACUGGCACCUCUAGUGGCCAGUGAAGAUAAUUUAUUACCUGUAUUAGUUUAUAUACAUAGUGGUGCAUUUUCUGGUGGAAGCGGUAACAUGGCUUUCUUUUAUCACCUAGCCAGACAUGAUGUUCUUACCGUGAGCUUCAACUAUCGAUUAGGAGCAUUUGGAUUCGCAUGUCUUGGUAAUGAAGAAAUUCCUGGCAACGCUGGUCUGAAGGAUCAAGUCGCUGCAUUACGGUGGAUUCAAGAUAAUAUUAAGAAAUUUGGUGGAGAUCCGAAAAGAGUGACUCUGGCAGGGUUCAGUGUUGGAGCAGCUAUGGCUGAAUUGCUAUCUUUCUCCAAGUCUACUGUUGGUUUAUUCGAUAAAUUGAUUUUAGAAAGUGGUUCUGCAUUCUCGCCUUUUGCUAUUAACAGAGAUCCUGUAGCAACAGCAUUGAAUUUAGCUUACGCUAUGGGAUAUAAUGGAACGAACGAAAUUGAUGAGUUAACGGAAUUUUAUUUAAAUGCAGAAACCAAACAAUUAGCUGAGAAAAGUAUUAAUUAUUACCUCAAAAAUAGCACAUUCGGUUUUUCUCCAUGUAUUGAAAAUUUGCAUGAAGGCAUGGAGGCUAUAUUACUAGAAUCUCCCAUUGAUGUUAUAAAUAAAGGAGAACAAAAUGAUGUAGCAGUCCUCACAGGAUUUGCAAAUAUGGAAGGCAUAAGUCGCACUAUUAAAUUCGGUACAUGGAGAGAAGAAAUGAAUGAAAACCUUGCCGAUUUCUUACCUGCUGACUUGAAGUUCGAAUCUGAAAAAGCCAAAAAUGAUACUGCCAGAGCCAUUAGCAAACGCUAUUUUAAUGAUAAAGAACUAACCGCAGAAUCGUUGCAAAAUUAUGUUGAUUACUUCUCAGACUCCAUGUUUAAAUAUGGCAUAAUUAAAUCAGCGAAACUACACGCAGAUGUAUCUAAGAGACCAGUAUAUUUAUAUGAAUUUUCAUACGUUGGUAAACUAAACAUAGAACAUAAUUAUAUGGAUAGAAUAAAGGGAGCUAGUCAUAGAGAUCAAACAGCAUACGUUUUAGACUUUUUUGGAUACACAAAUAAUUACAAGGACCUCGACGUAAGGGAAAAAAUGACAUUGAUGUGGACCGACUUCGUAAAAUACGAAAAUCCAACGCCGUACGAAAGUUUUCUAAUCACAAUCAAAUGGUUACCAUAUACCAAGAAAGAACGGAAUUAUAUAGAGAUUAAUAAAAAAAUGGUAAUGAAGAAGGAUCUUUUCGAAAAUGCUUAUGAAUUUUGGAAUAAAAUUUAUGAAAAGUUCUACUGGAACCCAAUAGCACCGAAGUUUAUUAAAACUGAAAAAAAGAAGAGUAUUAAAACCAAUCAAAAAGGGGAGUUCAAAGGUGUAAGCGAAACAAACGCAAAUAGUGACAAGAUAAAUGAUAAUAAAAUGAAACAAAGCGAAGACACAAAACCUCUAAGUGAUCCAAAUCCUGAAAGUAAAAGUAAGCCUGAAAAAGUUGUGAAAUCUGAAAGUGCCCUUAAAAAUGAUAAGGAUACGAAGCCUCAAAACGCUCUUAACUCUGAAGAAAAACCUAAAAAUACUAAUAUUAAAGUGGAAAAAGAUUCUGAAAAGAAUAAAUCCGAAAGUCUUCCAAAAUCUAAAAGUAUUGUUGAACCUGAAAAGAAUGGUAAAAAUAAUAAGGACAGCCUUUCUGAAGGCCUGAGGAACAACAAGGUUGAUGAAAAAAGUGGUGCUAAACCUAAGAUUAAUACUAAAUCCAAGUUCGAAUCCAAUAGCAAUAUCAAAACUGACGUAAAAUUAGAAAGUAACGAUAAUGGUAAAGUAUAA